This is a messenger RNA of Juglans regia (Persian walnut), 1189 nucleotides long. RefSeq lists its product as uncharacterized. The record is from RefSeq and is a predicted model, not a curated record. NCBI's taxonomy places the organism in Eukaryota, Viridiplantae, Streptophyta, Magnoliopsida, Fagales, Juglandaceae. The coding region runs from base 177 to 950 and encodes 257 amino acids. The transcript has 6 exons.
ACAAGAGCCAGAAGGGGAAAAAAGACGAAAAAAAAAGAGAAGAGGAUUGAUCACUUUCCCGAAGCUUGAGAGACUCGAGGCGGGCUCUGUAUCCGAGCGAGAAAAGCUCUCUACUCUCUAGAUCAGCUUUCUUUUUCUAAAAUUUUUUAGAUGUUUCCCCGUGCCACCUCCGAGCAAUGACCCCCCUCAGUCUCACAGUCACUCCGUUCUCUUCCAGCACGCGUUCCUAUCUCAAGCCUACUCUCUUCCCUCCACUUACUCCCUUCCGACCUUCCCUGUCCACCCUUAAACCUCCUUCUCCCCGCACCAAACUGAAGAAGAGGAUCCGUUAUGGGUCGUGUAGAGCGGAGUUCUCUCACGAUGCACCGUUCGCUGCUGCCAUCGGCGCUUGUAUGCUCAACUCUCUUGUUUUUCCAGUCACCGAUAAAGGUCCAGAUAAUGACAGUGAUUCGGUGUUUGAUUUGUCCGACACGAGGUUCUCGAUCAUGGGGAUCAUCAGCUUUAUCCCUUACUUCAAUUGGUUGAGUUGGGUGUUUGCGUGGCUUGAUAGUGGGAAGAGGCGUUAUGCAGUAUAUGCAAUUGUAUACUUGGCUCCAUACCUAAGGUCAAACUUGUCAUUGUCCCCUGAGGAGAGUUGGCUGCCUAUUGCCAGCAUUGUAUUCUGCAUCAUUCACAUUCAGCUGGAAGCAAGCAUAAAAGAUGGAGAUAUUCAGGGCUUUCAAUUAUUUAGCAAGGCUGAAAAGCACCUUUCAUCAAUGGCUAGAAAGAAGGAUCAUUCACAUGGGCAAGAAGGAAUUUCUGAGGAGGGGAGAAAAACGGAGAAGACCAAUCUGCUAUCUGCUGAAGAGCAAUCAAGAAAUGACAUCCCAAGGUGGGGAGUUCCCAAAAAGUCAUCAGGAGAUCGCGAACGCUCGAAUGGAGAUUGGCUUGAUGAUGAGAGGAAAGACUAGCAAGACAGUAACAAAGCAUUACAUACGUAUUCGGAUUUCGAUUGACCGUAAUGUAGACUUGGGGUGGAAGGGAGAGGGGGGGAGAGAGAGAGAGAGACUGAUGCCUUCUACUCGAGAAUCUGAAUAAGGUUGAAGCGCUUGGUCCACCUAUGUCAUGCCUUUUGUGUACUGUCUUCAUUGUUUAUUAUGUGAAAUGAUUUAUUUACGUCGAUAAUAUGCCGCAGUAACAUUUUACUGGA